UUUCAUUUAUUACUAUAGUUUUGCUUAAAUACGGUUUAUUCUUUUUAAGUGAGUAUAAAUUUUGAACAUUUGUGGAGCCAAAAGUGAACAUUUUAUAAGUACAAAAUGUUGUUCUCACCUGGUUUAGCUCUUCUUUUCUUCACAGUUACCACUUACAUUUCAGCGACUCCGCCUUUUGGACCACGUAUUUUUUUGGGAACUCCUGCUCGCACAGUUAAUCCAUAUCAAGUUUCUCUGCAAUAUAUGGAUCAACAUUUUUGUAGCGGUGCAAUAAUUCACAAAUCUUACAUUUUAACAGCUGCCCAUUGUUUAACAAACAUACGAGUAAAUAUAGCUCAAAUAGUAAUUAGAGCUGGAAGCAUAUUUUUACACGAGGGAGGAAGUCUUCGACAAGUCUGUGAUGGAGAAAUACAUCCUUUUUACUUUGAAUCUGCAGAAUAUGAUAACGACAUUGCCAUUUUAAAACUUUGUGACGACUUGACUUUCAAUGAAAACAUUUCUGCGAUAGCUCUGCCACGGAAUGAGGAAAUUAUAAAUGAUGGAACAGUAGGAUUAGUAGCCGGAUGGGGAACAACAGAAAAACAAGAUACAUCACCUAUUCUUCGAUAUACUAAAUUUGUUACUCUUAAUCAGGAAACUUGUCGCCAAUACUGGACAAGUAAAGGUGGUGACAAUAUUACAAGUAAUAUGUUUUGUAUUACUUGUGCAGAAAAUUAUUUAUGUAGUCCAUGUCCAGGAGAUUCUGGUGGACCAUUUGUUGUUGACAAUAAAGUAAUAGGAAUAGCGUCAUUAGCAUCAUAUUGUAGCGACUAUAGACUCUUAUACGCAUCAGUUUUUACUAAAGUUUCAAUGUUUAUAGAAUGGAUUGAAUGCAUCAUUAAUUCUUAAGUCCCGUUUAGAGACAGUUGUGUAACAUGUAUAGAUAUACAUAUACAGAUAUUAUUGAUAAACAAUAUUUUUACUAGAUAACAAUACAAUACCACACUUUUGUUUGUUCCAACUUAAAUUUUUGAUUUGUCAACAAAGUGCAUGACCAAGAAAUCAUUUAUUAUUAAAUUUAAUUUCGCAAUAGUUAUUAACGUUCGAUUAUUUCAAUAACUUUUCAUUUUGAAAACUGAAUAUUAAGAAAAAACUUUGUUAAUAAAAUAAGUAAUAUAGACAAAAAUCUAGUCUUGUUGGCUCCUUACCUAAAAGACCUCAAAUUCCUUUUUCUUCUUGAGAAGGAGAAUUAGAAGAUACAAAAGCAAGAUUCUGUACAAAUGGCAUAAUUUAAUUUUUUAUUUUUUAGUAGAUGAAAGAGCAUUAAUUCAUUACUGAAAUGAAUAGAAAGCAUAAUCAAUUCUUAUAAUAUUGCUUUAAAAUAUUUGUUUAAUGUUCAAUUAUCUGUUUCCGUUGUUUAUAAGAUUAAGCCGAAAA
This is a messenger RNA of Tribolium madens (black flour beetle), 1416 nucleotides long. RefSeq names its product trypsin-5-like. Bases 106 to 888 code for a protein of 260 amino acids. The record is from RefSeq and is a predicted model, not a curated record. The transcript has 5 exons. Lineage: Eukaryota; Metazoa; Arthropoda; Insecta; Coleoptera; Tenebrionidae. Gene Ontology annotation, biological process: proteolysis. Gene Ontology annotation, molecular function: serine-type endopeptidase activity.